GGUCCGACAUCUCCUAAUCAAUUAGGUCCGUCCUUCUGUUCGUACCUGUCCUCAUACAUCCAUAAUCUGAAUCUGCUCUCAUCUAAAUUCCCUCUUUUACCAUUUUCACCGAGUUCUAGAGGUUGAGCGAAAGGGAAAAAGAUGUUGGGGGUUAUAAGGCGGAAAAUCGGUGCCGGAGGCUCUUCUCUACUGACUUCGGGAUGGUCCUUUCAGUCUCGCCCUGCCGUGUCGGCAUGGAGAAGCUACUCAUCAGCGGCAAAAGAGAUGACAGUGAGAGAUGCUCUAAACUCUGCGCUCGAUGAGGAAAUGUCUGCUGAUCCUAAAGUAUUCUUGAUGGGGGAAGAGGUUGGGGAAUAUCAAGGUGCAUACAAGAUAUCCAAAGGGCUCCUGGAAAAGUAUGGUCCUGAGAGGGUUCUUGAUACACCAAUCACAGAGGCUGGGUUUACAGGGAUUGGAGUUGGUGCUGCUUACUAUGGGCUGCGACCUGUUGUAGAGUUUAUGACAUUUAACUUCUCUAUGCAGGCAAUUGACCACAUCAUUAAUUCUGCUGCAAAAUCAAACUAUAUGUCUGCUGGGCAGAUAUCUGUGCCUAUAGUUUUCAGAGGGCCUAAUGGUGCUGCUGCUGGUGUUGGUGCCCAGCACUCUCACUGUUUUGCUGCAUGGUUUGCCUCCUGCCCUGGGUUGAAAGUGUUGGCCCCUUACUCAUCUGAAGAUGCUCGUGGACUGCUAAAGGCCGCCAUACGAGAUCCCGAUCCUGUUGUUUUCCUUGAAAAUGAGUUGUUAUAUGGUGAGUCAUUCCCUGUUUCAGCCGAAUCUCUUGAUUCCAGUUUUUGUCUUCCAAUAGGGAAAGCUAAGAUUGAGAGAGAAGGAAAGGAUGUGACUAUUACGGCUUUUUCAAAAAUGGUGGGCUAUGCACUCAAGGCAGCUGAGAUACUCACAAAGGAAGGUAUCAGCGCUGAGGUUAUAAAUUUACGCUCAAUUCGGCCACUAGAUAGAUCCACAAUCAAUGCCUCUGUCAGAAAAACCAACAGACUGGUAACGGUUGAAGAAGGGUUUCCUCAGCAUGGUGUUGGAGCUGAAAUCUGCACCUCUAUUGUUGAGGAGAGCUUUGGUUAUCUUGAUGCACCAGUCGAGAGAAUUGCUGGGGCUGAUGUUCCUAUGCCUUAUGCAGCUAAUCUUGAGAGAUUGGCUGUUCCACAGGUUGAAGACAUUGUUCGUGCAGCAAAGAGAGCAUGCUACAGAUCUGUGCCAUUGGCUGCAGUUGCCUAAUUCCUACCAGAUCCAUCCUGAAACUUUUCCAAAUCCAGAUCAUAGUGAGUGUUCGAUAUGUGGUACAUUCUGGAGAUGCAUACGAGCAAGUGACGCCUAAGCACAAUUGCGAACUACAGAAAAUAACUUUCCAACCUUCUUGAUAUUGCUGUGGAAUUGAGUGUAUAUUAUGUCAGCUCACAGGGUCAACAAUUUUGGGUUUUGCAUGCAUAAAUGACAGAAAUGGAGAAUGCCAUCA
Messenger RNA from Carya illinoinensis, 1507 nucleotides. RefSeq names its product pyruvate dehydrogenase E1 component subunit beta, mitochondrial. Gene Ontology annotation, molecular function: pyruvate dehydrogenase (acetyl-transferring) activity. Lineage: Eukaryota; Viridiplantae; Streptophyta; Magnoliopsida; Fagales; Juglandaceae. The transcript has 16 exons. The coding region runs from base 142 to 1269 and encodes 375 amino acids. Gene Ontology annotation, biological process: pyruvate decarboxylation to acetyl-CoA. The record is from RefSeq and is a predicted model, not a curated record.